AUCAAAUACGAACACUCAUAAUUCAUUCAUAUCUCCAAACCCUAACCCCCUACAUUCACUCCCAUCAUUUUCAUCUUUUGAUUCAAAGCUGAAUUAUUCUUUCGAAUCAAAGCUGAACUAAAUCAGGCUGCUCUCAAUUUUUUUUUUCUUUUUUUAUUUUUUUUUUUGCGACCCAACAAUGGCGUCUCCAACUCUACGGAAGCUACUAAGAAACCAGUCCGCCUCUAAAAUCUCAACAUUUCUCCGGCAAACCCAUCCACUCACCCAAAUCCCCAAACCAUACGACACUACGCCAUUGUCGAAUCCACCUGAAACAGAUUAUUUAAGAUCGAAUCUUUCUUUAGGCGCACCUGCUUACCCUAGCUUUCCGUUCGGGCUUUUUCUCGGCCCGGUUUCCCAGGGCCCAUCAAUCCGAUCCCAGCCCGACAGCGAAAUGGCUCCUGACGAGUCUAAUAUCAUACGAGCUGAUAGUGUGAAGAAGAAGAGAAAAAAGAAAAUGAACAAGCACAAGCUGAGGAAGCUAAGAAGGCGUCUCAUGAGGAAAACGUAGUUCAAAUUAUUUGGGAUUUAGGAAAGAGAGGUGCCUGAGGAUGAUCCACGGAAGAAGUCAUCGUCAUUUAAUCUACAUUUUGUAUUUUGAACAACUUAUAGAACAAGUUACUUCUUUGCUUUAUGUAUGGUGGAGAAAUCCUGGUUUUGGUGCAUGCGGCUGUAUCUGGGGCUGAAUUUAUGAUGAAGUGCUAAUAAAUUGAAAUCCAUGUUCUUUCUCAUAUUGUUGUUCCUCUUACUACAUUACAUGUUGCCUUUUCAUAUUCUCUCACUGUGGAAUUCACUACUUGCAUUACGCAUUACCGUGGUGUCAUGUACCCGAUAUAGGGUCAAUUGUCUUCAUAUUAGAUUAGUAUUUUAAUUAGUUAUUUUAUAUUAGUUUAUAUUAUGAUAUGUAAUGGACUUGGACUUCAAUUUUUAUAUUAGUAGGCUAAUAUAGUUGGGCUUUUGUAAGGAAAAAAAGUGG
Striga asiatica is the source of this 1015-nucleotide messenger RNA. The record is from the annotation of a GenBank genome assembly. Lineage: Eukaryota; Viridiplantae; Streptophyta; Magnoliopsida; Lamiales; Orobanchaceae.